AUGUUCACAUAAUUAAAUAACAAAAUAACGCUUAUAUCUUCAUUUAAAACCGCUCCAAAUAUAGGUCUAAUAAAAUAUUGGGGGAAAUGGAAUGAAAAAGAAAUUAAUCCAUUGAAUACAUAAAUAAAAGUAACUUUAAAUCGUAGAGACAUAUUUACAUCAACUACAUCUACUUUGAAUCCUUAAUCAGAUAAAAAUCAAUUAAAUUUUAACGUAAAUGACUUUCCUAUAAGUAAUAGGAUCGAAAGACUUUUUAACAUAUUUCGAGAUAAAAUACAAUAGUCAAAAUAAAUAGCAUGUAAUAUAUAAAAGAAUUCUCUUUCUGAUAAAUUACUGGGAUAGCUUAUUCCUGAUAUAGUCAGAGUUGAAUCUAAUAAUUCAUUUUCUACUGGCAGUGGAUUAGCCUCAUUAUCAUCAGGGUUAUCAGCAUUAACAUUAUUUCUAUAGGACAUUCUUAAGACUAAUAUUGAGGUUAGAUAUCUAAGCAGAAUUGGUUCAGGAAUGCUUAUAGAUAUUUGUAUGGAAAUUUCGUAUUAUUCGUAAGUGUCUAUUAAAAAAAAUUUAGAUAAAUAUGAUUAAGUAAGAAUAGAUCUGGAAAGUGAAAGAUGCUUGUCUUAUUAAAUUUAAAACAGUUGAA
Messenger RNA from Paramecium sonneborni, 637 nucleotides. NCBI's taxonomy places the organism in Eukaryota, Ciliophora, Oligohymenophorea, Peniculida, Parameciidae. The record is from the annotation of a GenBank genome assembly.